AUGGCAAGCUCUAACAUCAUCGAUCUGCCUAAUGAAGUCCUGGUGGAUAUACUCUCCAGGCUUGCAGUCAAACAUGUCCACCAACUUCAGACAGUUUCAAAGCUAUGGCUCAGAAUUAUCUCGAGUCCACAUUUCAGAAGACUCUACAACAAGAAAUCCUUGAAUCGUCCUCGACCACGUGUAGUUCAAGUCUCCGACUACAAGCAUUCACCGAGUGGCAUGGAAAUGAUUAGUCGAACUAUUUCUAUUUCGACUAUGGAUAAGAUUUCAGUUUUGAGGAUAAUAUUGUCCCUGAACACUCUUUCUUCAUCUUCUCCAACCUCAUCAUUUUCAAUCACAAGCUAUCCGUCAGUUAGUUUUGAUGGCGCCUAUAUCCCUUCCAACAAUACAUACAAGAUUGUCCAUCUAUAUGGUACCAAGACUGGCCCUAAUUACAACUCUAACUAUGGUGGUCGUCCUGUGGAGUUCAGAUUUGAGACUCUCACACUAAGAGAUGGUGGACCAAUUCCUAGCUCUUGGCAAUCCCUAGCACACCAAGAAUGGUUUUCUUACAGGGUUGAUUCAACAUGUGUGAAUAAUGCAAUUUAUUGGUUGGUUGGAAGAGCAGAUACAACGGAAAAGCAUAUUAUUUCGAUGGAAAUAGAAAAUGAAGAAUUCAUGAGUUCCGUUCGUUGCCCCAAAGAUCCCUAUUAUGAAGAGUUUCCAAUAAUUGAGAAUGGCCAUUUAGCUGAUUUGAAUGGGAAAUUAUGUUUAGCUUACCAAUCAGAAGAAUUGUCAAGGAUAGAUCUAUACGUUCUCAAGGAUCAAAAGAAGCAAGAAUGGGUCAAGGAACACAUCAUCGAUUUAUCAGGUAUGGGGAAUUGGUUAAAAAUAAUGGGGUAUGUACAAUUAAAAGGUAAUAAUGGUGAAAUUAUGAUUGACGGCGGUAAGCAGCCUCUCCUCUGCAACAUUGAAGAAAAUAGAUUUAGAAAGCUGGCAAGAUCUAAAAUGAAUAUUCAUAUCGGUUUGUACUUUGAUAGAUGUUUUAACUUAGGUAGCACAAGACUAUCUUUGCAACCGAGGGUAGACUUGUUGUCCGAGGGAGAUGAACUCUGA
Messenger RNA from Nicotiana attenuata, 1095 nucleotides. Its product is annotated as putative F-box protein At4g38870. The transcript has 2 exons. Bases 1 to 1095 code for a protein of 364 amino acids. NCBI's taxonomy places the organism in Eukaryota, Viridiplantae, Streptophyta, Magnoliopsida, Solanales, Solanaceae. The record is from RefSeq and is a predicted model, not a curated record. Gene Ontology annotation, molecular function: protein binding.